AUGAGUCAAGGUAACCCUUGGUAUGAACCAGGACUUGCGACUCAUCAUUCUAAAAGACCUGCCCCACGUGUUGCCCCACGUGCUACCCACGUGCUGUCUCAUGUGCUGUUUCACGUGCUGUCUCAUGUGCUGUUUCACGUGCUGUCUCAUGUGCUGCCCACGUGCUGUCUCAUGUGCCCCAUGCGCUGCUGCCAUGUCUGUCUCUCCUCCCCACCAACACAGGUGCAACAGCCAGACCUGGCUGGCGUGUCUCACGUGAUGGUGGACGAGAUACACGAGCGGGGAAUGAACGAGGACUUCCUUCUCAUCAUCCUCAGAGAUCUGCUUCUCUACCUUGUGUGCUGCCCUAUUUCUCCCUCCUCCCUGCAGGUCCAACAACCAGACCUGGCAGGCGUGUCCCACGUGAUGGUGGACGAGAUACACGAGCGAGGAAUGAACGAGGACUUCCUUCUCAUCAUCUUGAGGGAUCUUCUGCCGCGCCGCCCCGACCUGCGCCUCGUGCUCAUGAGCGCCACAAUCAACGCCGAACUCUUCUCUGAUUACUUCAAUAAAGCUCCCAUGGCGCACAUCCCAGGGUUCACACAUCCGGUGCAGCAACUAUUCCUGGAACAUGACGUGGACGUGUGGUCAUCCUGGGUGGGCACUUCUCUGCCUUCUCCCGACCCACGACUCCCUCGCCAACAUCUACCUAGUGGCAUCUGUCGUGGAGCAUAUGCAGGAGUGCUAUUCCUCUCUCCACCCCUCUCUACCUGUCUCCACCCCCCAUCCAUGUACACGUUUUUCUUGGCAGGCUGUGGACGUGUGGUCUCACUACUCUGCUUUCACCCGGACCACUCAAGAAUCCCUUUACAACUUCUCACCAGACAAGCUAGACAUCGAUCUAGUGGCAUCCGUGGUGGAGCAUAUCUGCAGUGCCACCCCUCUCCACCCCUUUCCACCCCUUUCCACCCCGUUCCACCUGUCUGCACCCCUCUGCACCCCUCUACAUCCCUGGCAUGGCAGGAUGUGGACAUAUGGUCGCACUACUCUGCCUUCUCUUGGCCCACCCAAGACUCUCUCACCAACUUCUCUUCAGACAAGCUAGACAUUGAUCUAGUGGCAUCCGUGGUGGAGCAUAUAUGGAGUGCCACCCCUCUCCACCCCUCUACAUCCCUGGCAUGGCAGGAUGUGGACAUAUGGUCGCACUACUCUGCCUUCACCCGCCCCACCCAGGACUCGCUCGCCAACUUCUCACCAGACAAGCUAGACAUUGAUCUAGUGGCAUUCGUGGUGGAGCAUAUCUGCAGGAACGAGGCUGAGGGGGCCGUGCUGGUCUUUCUGACGGGCUGGGACGAAAUUUCGAAGCUUCUGGAGGCGCUCAAGGCGAUGCCUGUCGCUGGGCAGCCGUCGAAAGUUUUGCUGCUGCCCCUGCAUGGGUCCAUGCCAACGAUUCAACAGAAGGACAUAUUCAACCGCCCGCCUCCCGGAAUCAGAAAGGUGGUUCUGGCGACCAGCAUAGCGGAGACGAGCAUCACCAUCGACGAUGUGGUUUUCGUUGUCGACUGCGGAAAGGUGGCCUUCCUCAUCUACUCUUUCCUUUGUUGCUUCUGCUCCUUCCCUCCUCUCUUUCCCCUCGCCAGGAAGGUGCAGAACGCGGUGCAGAACGCGGUGCAGCUGUUAGAGACCAUCGGAGCAUUCACGCCCGACGAGCAACUCCCCUCUCUGGUCUGGGGUGCCUUCCCUUGCUGCAACAUUUCAUGUAAAUCACAUCCCCUCCCCCCCUGCUCGCUCAACCCGUGCCCUCUCAGGUGCAGAACGCGGUGCAGCUGUUGGAAACAAUUGGAGCAUUCACUUGACGAGCAACUCCCCUCCCUCAGUUGUCAUCUCCCCAAUCCCCUUCCCCUCAUUCCUACCCAACCCCUCUCAGGUGCAGAACGCGGUGCAGCUGUGCAGAACGCGGUGCAGCUGCUGGAGACCAUUGGAGCAUUCACCCCCGACGAGCAACUCACCCCCCUUGGAUGCCACCUGGCUGCCAUUCCUGUGGAGCCCCGGAUUGGAAAGAUGCUCAUAUUCGGAGCCAUUUUCAACUGCCUCGCCCCAGCGCUCACCAUCGCUGCUUCUCUCGCCUAUCGGGACCCCUUUGUCCUUCCUCUCGAGAAGAAGGAGCUGGCAGAUGCAGCCAAGAAGGAGUUCUCAAAGGACUCGAGGAGCGACCACAUCACAUUGCUGAACGCGUUUGAGGGGUGGCGAGCAGCGAAGCAGCAAGGCCUGGAGCGCCCCUUCUGCUGGGAUAACUUCUUAUCGGCGCCAGUGCUGCAGAUGGUGGCGGACAUGCGAGGGCAGUUCCUGCAGCUGCUGAGCGAUAUCGGGUUCUACGACCCGAGACUGGGGCUCCAUGAGUACAGCAAGCUGGCAUCGGACCAAGAGAUGCUCUCGGCUGUGAUCUGUGCGGGCCUCUACCCCUCUGUUGCUCAGGUGAAGGUCUCUGUUGCUCAGGUGAGGUUCUCUGUUGCUCAGGUGGGGGGCUAUGUUGGUCAGGUGGGGGGCUAUGUUGCUCAGGUGGGGGUCUCUGUUGCUCAGGUGGGGGUCUCUGUUGCUCAGGUGGGUGUCUCUGUUGCUCAGGUGGGUGUCUCUGUUGCUCAGAUUCGCCGGCAGGGCACGCGGUUUGUGUUCUUCACAAAGGACGAUGGACACGUGAAGAUGCACCCUUCCUCAGUCAACGCCUUCUGCCCCUCCUUCUCCCGCCCCUGGCUCGUGUACAACGAGAAGGUUAAGACGUCCGACAUCUUCCUCAGGGAUUCCACCAUGGUCUCUGAUUUCGCCCUCCUCAUGUUCGGAGGCAAUUUCGAGCCCGCCCCUGCCGGCCGCACGGGCUUUGACAUGCUGGGGGGUUACCUACACUUCAGCGCAUCUGCUCAGACUGCUCAACUUGUGCAGGACCUGAGGCAGCAGCUGGAUGGGCUACUGAGGGAGAAGAUCGAGAACCCAUCCCUGGACGUGCAUGCACAGGGGGAGAGGGUCGUGGCAGCAGUGCGUAGCCUCCUCUCCUCCCCUCAUGCGAAUUCGGUCCCCCCUGAGGAGGCUGGAGGUGGGGGAGGAGGGGCGAGGGGGGGUGGGAGAGGAGGGGGAAGGCAUGGGCGCCACCCUUCCAGCAGUGACUCCUAG
Messenger RNA from Closterium sp. Naga37s-1, 3144 nucleotides. NCBI's taxonomy places the organism in Eukaryota, Viridiplantae, Streptophyta, Zygnematophyceae, Desmidiales, Closteriaceae. The record is from the annotation of a GenBank genome assembly.